GGAUGGCAAAAAAAAAAAGUUAAAGAAAACGAUUUUAUACUCGGUCAAUACACGUGUUAAGAAAAUUUGUGUGGUGCAAUUCUAGAGAAAUUACGCAGGGAAUGCACCAUUACUCUCAUGUGUCAAAAAAAUGUUACACAAAAUUUCCUUCUAACUACCCUGGCUUCUUAAUUCUCUCGUUCAUCCUUUCUCCCUUCCCUUCAUUAUCCCCUAAUUCAUUCUCCCUCUUAAUUGCUCCACAUUCUCAUGCCCCUUACGCAUUUUAUAACAAUGAAAAUAGUUACCAUCUCGGUAGCUAAUUUAGUGAGGAAAUAAUGUUAGUUUCUAUGCGAUGAUUUACAAGAAGACAUUAAUAAAGAUAUGCGCAAUAAAGAAGUGAUCCAUGGAGUGCUGAUUAAUGGGCUAGGCCAAUCAGACAUUAAAAAAAGGCAGCCAACAUUUUUCAAACCAAAAGAAUCUACUAGAGCCGAGGACAAGUUAACUAACUUGAGAUUCUAGAUAAAAUCGUUUUGUCUAGGUGAACUCUAAUCAUAAACUUGUUUUUCAAUAGAUCUUUUUGUUGUUGUGUUCCAUGGAACCUAGUACUAGCGACAUGCAUUCCACUGCGGAAAUACCAACGAAUGUACAUCAAGUUGUCCCACCACCCCACACGAGCACUGUGAAGAGGGUCAAGACCAAGCUGAAAGAAACUUUUUUCCCUGAUGAUCCUCUUCGCCAAUUCAAGGGACAACCACUUAAUAGAAAACUCAUCCUUGGAGCUCAAUAUAUAUUCCCUAUUCUUCAAUGGUUUCCUAAUUACAGUUUCAAACUCUUUAAAUCUGACCUUAUAUCUGGCCUCACCAUUGCUAGCUUGGCCAUCCCACAGGGAAUUAGUUAUGCUAAGCUUGCAAGUCUUCCUCCAAUUGUGGGACUCUAUUCUAGUUUUGUUCCCCCACUAGUUUAUGUUGUUCUUGGAAGCUCAAGGGAUCUAGCAGUAGGACCUGUUUCUAUUGCAUCUCUUGUGAUGGGAUCCAUGAUUACAGAGGAAGUGUCUCCCACAACACAAACUUAUCUCUUUAUUCAGCUAGCUUUUACUUCAACAUUCUUUGCUGGUCUUUUUCAAGCUGCUCUUGGUAUUCUAAGGCUAGGAUUUAUCAUUGAUUUUCUAUCUAAGGCGAUCCUAAUUGGGUUUAUGGCUGGAGCUGCUGUAAUUGUGUCUCUGCAACAACUAAAGAGCCUGCUUGGAAUCACACAUUUCACUAAAGAGAUGGGUAUCAUUCCUGUCAUGCGUUCUGUUUUUCACAAAACUGAUGAGUGGUCAUGGGAAACAAUACUUUUGGGUAUUUUCUUCUUGGGGCUACUUCUGCUCGCAAGACACAUUAGCAUAAGGAAGCCAGAACUAUUCUGGGUAUCAGCUGGAGCUCCUCUUGCAUCUGUCAUAAUCUCUACCAUCUUCACCUUUGCAAUCAAGGGUCAACAUCAUGGCAUCAGUAUAAUUGGGAAAUUGCAACAAGGAAUAAAUCCUGCUUCAGCCAAUAAGUUACUGUUUCACGGAAAUCAUCUAGGCCUAACAAUUAAAACCGGGAUUAUCACUGGCAUUUUAUCCCUCACUGAAGGAAUUGCAGUGGGGAGGACAUUUGCAACUAUCAGAAACUACAAAGUGGAUGGAAAUAAAGAAAUGAUGGCAAUUGGGUUCAUGAAUAUGGUUGGCUCUACCGUAUCCUGCUACGUCACAACAGGAUCUUUUUCUAGAUCAGCUGUAAAUCAUAAUGCAGGCGCAAGAACAGCGAUGUCGAAUGCAGUGAUGUCUGUGACAGUCAUGGUGACACUCCUGUUUCUUAUGCCAUUAUUUCACUACACACCUAAUGUUGUAUUGGGUGCAAUCAUAAUAACAGCAGUAAUUGGCCUCAUUGAUAUCUCUGCUGCUUAUCUCAUUUGGAAGCUCGACAAAUUCGAUUUCCUUGUGUUGUUGACUGCAUUCUUUGGUGUUAUUUUUAUCUCUGUCCAGUACGGCCUUGCUCUCUCAGUCGGAUUGUCGAUUUUUAGGAUCCUACUGCAAGUUACAAGGCCUAAGACAGUGAUGUUAGGGAACAUACCGGCGACAAACAUAUAUAGAAAUCUUCACCAUUAUAAAGAAGCUACAAAAGUACCUGGUUUUCUUAUUUUAAGUAUAGAAGCUCCAAUCAAUUUUGCUAACAUCACUUAUCUCCAUGAGAGGAUAUUACGAUGGGUAGAAGAAGAAGAGGGUACAACGACAGAAAACUUAAGCCUUCAAUGUGUGAUUCUUGAAAUGUCAGCUGUGAGUUCCAUAGAUACAAGUGGAGUCUCCCUUUUCAAGGAGUUGAAACUAACAUUAAAACUGAAGAGUGUUGAGCUUGUAUUGGUGAAUCCUCUAGCUGAGGUCAUUGAAAAGCUGAAAAAAGCAGAUGAAGCUAACGAUUUCGUUCGAGCUGAUUACCUUUUCUUGACAGUUGGAGAGGCCGUAGCUACACUUACAUCAGCAAUGAAGGGUCAAUCACCAACCAUGGAAGAAGAGACAUAUGCAAUUGUGACAGAGUGCUAAUCAGUUAUAUGCAGAAGCUAAUAACAACACAAGUUAAAAGAAGCAGCAGCAGCAGCAAAAUAGAAUAGAGAUUGUAUAAAGUAAUCAAUGUAUAUAUUCCUACAGUUUAGAAACUUUGAUUCCACUAGGUAUCUCCUUGUAGACUUGAAAUGUCACAUGUGUCCCUCCUAGUAUGCUUCACAACUCACAAGCCAGUUAUUGGACUUGAACAGCUUGUUGAUUGUGAAUUUAGGGAUUCACGUUGUUUUCCAUGUGCUUUUGAGCACAUCUGACUCAACAAAAUUACUUGUAAAGAUCUUAAGUUUAUGUAUAUAAAAAAUAAAAAAUGUAAAUUUUUUUUUUUACUUAGAUAUUUAAAUAUUUAUGCAAAUAUUUUAAAAAAUAGUAUCAAAUUUAUGUACAUCAAGUAUAAAAAAGAUAUUCACAAAAUUUAUGUAUUUUAUGUCAAUUUUAGGAUUGUCAUCUCAAAAUCUAAGCACAUUAUGUUUAUAUAAAAAUGAAAACUUUAAUAUUCAAUUUAGCCUCUAAUAAUGUAGCAUUGACGUGGAAUUUUCUUAAAAUAUUAUAUGUUAGUAUGUCACAUGAUAGCCUUUAAUUACAGAAAAAUAACAAAAAUAACUACCAUUUUGCAAUCUUAAGCACAUACAUUUGAGUUAAAAGAAAAAACACAUUUAUUAUUUUUUUAAAAUUUAAUGAUUAUUUUGAAUGAAGGCAAUUUUGAGAAUUAAUUUUCCAUUGUUUAUUAACAACUACUUCAAAGAUUGUUUAGAAAAGUAGAAGCCACAAAUGUAUCAUAUUAACCAUUCGUGUUUGCUUAAUAGAGAUAUAUAAGAAUGUAUAUGCUUAGAGCUUAAGGAUAGAAUGCGUAUAAAAGGCCAUCUUGCAUUGAGUUUUGUUAGAAAAUUAAUGUCCCGUUCAUUGACUCUAAAAUAAAAGCUAAUAGAAUAAUUUAAAAGAAAUUAGAACAGUUGUGUAACGCAAAAAGGCGUUGAGUGUGAGUCGUCAGCACGGAGAGCAGAACACGCCGCUGAGUCCCGUUCACUUGCAAACAAAAACACCUUUUAGAGAGAGAGAGAGAUAGAGAGAGAGAGAGAGAGAGAGAGAGAGAGAGAGAGAAUGGG
Messenger RNA from Cicer arietinum (chickpea), 3663 nucleotides. NCBI's taxonomy places the organism in Eukaryota, Viridiplantae, Streptophyta, Magnoliopsida, Fabales, Fabaceae. The record is from RefSeq and is a predicted model, not a curated record.